Drosophila obscura is the source of this 3827-nucleotide messenger RNA. RefSeq lists its product as uncharacterized. The transcript is spliced from 7 exons. The record is from RefSeq and is a predicted model, not a curated record. Lineage: Eukaryota; Metazoa; Arthropoda; Insecta; Diptera; Drosophilidae.
UUGGUGCUGUGUGGUUGGCGACGCGACGCCGAAACUCCUGCGUGCUCCUUCCGUGCUCUGGUAUCCACCCAAACGCGUUUUUGCCGAACGCACUGCGACCAUCGUGCGUGUAGCAUUCUAGUCGUGGGUGUUUGAGUGCGAGACUGUGUGUGUGUGUGAGUGUAAAUUAUGAAUAAAAAGUAUUCGAAACAAACACCAGCUGCACUACUCGUACGAGUAGAAGGAUAGCAAAACAGAGCAAAACUAAGUAGUCUCUAAACAGAAAUUCAUAUUCAUAAAGAAGUUCUCGUGCGCGCGAAUGUGUGUGUGUGUGUGGCUUUAAUUCAGAAAGGGGGAAUCCCUCAUACUGUUUUCCAACGUUUUGACAAAUUAAAAUGCAUAAAUUAUGAAUGAAAGUACCGUUACGUGCGUGACAAGCAAUCAUUUGUUAUUAUUAUGCACGUGGCCAACCAACUCUUAAGGCUAGAAAAAGCGAGAGAGAACACCUCCUUUGAAGUCCUCCCAAGUUUUCUACACUCCCGCAAAUCGCGAUUCCAAGGUCCAAGCGUCACCUCAGCGGUUCCUUAAGGUUGGCCAGGAAAAAAAACGAAGAAAAAUACCAGUCAUAAACUUCCUGCCACACGGAAACUUUUGCUGAUGUUUCAAUUAAAUACAGUGCGUUAAGCGACAGAGACUACACAGAAGAAUCCGAAGUAGAGGAAGCCCGAAAUAGAAAAAAGAACGAGAAAUAGAAAUAGAAAGAAAAAAACCCAUAGCCAAAUAGAGGAGCAAACACAAAUAGGGGAAACGCGCACAACAGACAGGAUAUAGCAUGUAAAUGUGACUGCCCGUUUGUGUAUUUGUGGGGGUGUGUACUGUACAGUAGAGCGCGGUUAAUAGGAAAAGCAAAUAGCAACGAGCUCAUGGAAAAUAAAUAUAAAUAAGCAGACGACGGAGCGAGCCAGGACAAGAAAAGCAAUUGGUUGACGCUUUCCCUCGUUGGCGGUCAAGGGAAAAUUUAUUGCAUUGCACAAAUGAGACAAGAGGAAAACGCAAACGAAGCAAAAGCAAACACGGAGAGAAAUAGUGGGAGAGAUACAGAUAGAGGAAUAGGAAGAGCGAGUGUAUGAAUAAGAAGAAUAUCCGAAAAUUCCGCAACAAAUUGAAAAAUUAAAGUUUCGCCCAAGAAACUUCUUUGAAGAAAACAGAACAACAAAACCACAUAGAGAAAGUGAAAGACAGUGUGGAAAGCACAGAAGGAGACAAAAUAAGAGAUACAGUAGUAGAGAAAGAGAAGGUUAAUGCAACAGCACCAUGGAUGCUCCACAAUAUAAACGUCGCCACCUCAUCCUUGCCUGGAUUCUGCUACAACUCUGCUACGAAGCCGCAGAAUGCCUGACAAUGACCGAAAUCAAAAUACCCAAGCACAUAAUGCGGCACGAGGAUGCCGCGCUCGGUUGCAAGUUUGAUCUGGAUGGAGAGUCGUUAUAUUCUGUUAAAUGGUAUAAAGAUGGCUUCGAGUUCUACCGCUAUGUACCAAGGGAUAUGCCGCCGGGGCAGGUCUUUCCCCUGCCCGGAGUUGAUGUUGAGUUGCAAAACUCCACGGACGUGGUUGUUGUUUUACGUUCGGUUAGCCUUCAGUCGACUGGACGGUAUCGCUGCGAAGUGUCCGGCGAGGCGCCUUCGUUUCAGACAGUUUCCGGUCACGAGGACAUGAUUGUUGUGGUGACACCAAAGCACGGGCCACAGAUCACCGGCGGACAGCCACGCUACCAAAUUGGCGACAUGGUGCGCGUCAACUGUACCUCGGCGGCCUCCAAGCCGGUUUGCCAUCUCAGUUGGCUAAUUAACGGGAUGCACGCGAAUCGCUCCCUGCUGCGGCCCUACGAACCGCUGAUUGUGGGCCGCGAGGGUCUGGAGGUGGCGCGACUGGGGCUGGAGUUCCGCGUCCGCGGAUGACAUUUCAAGCACGGCGACAUGAAGCUGAAGUGUGUCGCCAAAAUCUCCUCCGUGUAUUGGCAGAGCAACGAGGAGAGCGUGGAGAGUGACAAGCACCAGAGGAUACCCGUUCUCGAGUCACGAGAGACGGUCAUGUCCAAGUCCCACCAGUCGCUGGACAAGUCACAGUCCCCCCUGGAAGACAAACAACUGAAGAAGAGUCGACGCCCCGCAGCGGCCACAUCAGCGGCGGCAAGUGCCGCCUCCUCCAGUGCGGCAGCAUCAUCAUCAUCAGUAUGGGGCACAGUAACGGGCUCAUCUGCGCCCUGGUCACGCAUAUUAGCUUCCAAAUCAAUUGCACGCGUUUCCCUCUACGCGCUGCCAGUCUUAAUAGCAUUUCUGUGUAGCCUUCCGACGACCAUCCAAGGGAGUGGGGGCUGCUGCUGCCACUGGAGAUGGACUUGCAAUAGAAGGACGACCGGCAGCAGGCGGCUGUCGACCCAAUUAAACGUGAACGCUGAUCCACGUAGAUAACAAUUAACAAAGAUGUUGGCCAAUAGAGAUGAGGUUGAGAAGGAGGAGGAGGAGGAAAAGCAUCCAUUGUUUGGUUUGAAAAUCCCAUCAAGUUCUUUGUAAAUAUUUGAAUUUACAUCAAGUAUACGCCGCGUAUUGGUCCUGCUUCACUGUAUGUCUGUACAUAUCUACAUAUAAAUAAUUAUUAGAUGGAGUCUAUUUAUAGCAUAGAAUGUCGUUGUUCCUCUCUGGGCUUUCUGCUUCUUAGCUCCUAAGAAAAAUGCUCAAAGUUGUUUGCUAAGAAACACACAAACAAAACAAAAAAAUACAAGUGAAGAAAACAAAUAAAGAAAUAUGAAAAAAAAUAUAUUUAAAAUAAAGAAAGACGAAUAUAUACAUAUGUACGUAUGCCUAACAGAUAUUGUAUAUUGUAUUUUAAACCAAGUAAGUAGCCAAAACGAAUAGGGUUUAAGAGCUCCCAAUAUUUAAUCAUUUCAUAGUUUAAGCAUAUCCUUUGGAUGAAGAAAUAAUCCAAAUGGAAGCAUAUUUGUGUUAGAAAUAACGAGUAAUUAAGAUUUAGAAUCAAUUCAAAACUUGAUCCUGACUAAAGCUUAAAAUACAGACAAGGUAGAAUCCGUAUAGUUUGAGAAUAUAUUAAAAGAGAUCUGUCUAAAACUAAUUUGUAUUAAUGUACAGGCGUACAAAAAUAAUUACAAAUUAAAUAGAUUUUCAUUAUUUUCGUUGUGUUUAUUUAAGUUUGUGAAUUAAUCGUAUUGCUUUCCAGGAUAUUAAUAGUUACCAUUUUCCAUUGCUUAACUUUAGAUAUCCAAGAAGUAAAACUAGCAUAAGAUUGUAUAUAUUUUAAGGAUAGUUUUCCUGAUAAGUUUUGAAAAUAAAGUAGUAUUUACGAACUAGAGAUGGAUGUGUGUCGAAAGAUUGUUGGAGAACAUUAUAUUUAAAAAAAAGAAGAAAAUUCCAAGGGGAAAAUUAAAUACCUACAAAAAUCUCCAUUCUCAAUCGCUACACUCGGCCAUCCCUAAUUCGCUUAAACCCAAAUUCCAGCUAUUGGCCGUGAAAAGCUUUGUAAUUGAAAUGCUUAGCAAAGAAAACGCCACAAACACCAUCCUCACUCACCCUCUGCCAUUCAUCGAUUUCACUGAACUUAUACGUAUGACGCACACCUUAAGGCAUAUCUCUCUGUGUAACCCUCUCUCUUGUACGACGAAACCAAUUGUUAAAUGUUAAUAGGCUAAGAGCAUAACUAGUGAAAUUAUAUUCAAAUCCAUAGAGAACUUAAGCCAAAACCCUGUGUAGCAGUGUAAAUUAUACGGAUAAUGAAUGUUAUUAAGUCUUUAAACAAAUAAAGAAUGCAACAACAAACAACAAAAAAAAACAAA